This is a messenger RNA of Drosophila takahashii, 697 nucleotides long. RefSeq names its product mitochondrial import inner membrane translocase subunit Tim29. The record is from RefSeq and is a predicted model, not a curated record. Gene Ontology annotation, cellular component: TIM22 mitochondrial import inner membrane insertion complex. Gene Ontology annotation, biological process: protein insertion into mitochondrial inner membrane. Lineage: Eukaryota; Metazoa; Arthropoda; Insecta; Diptera; Drosophilidae.
AUUCCACCUGGUUUUCUCCAAAUUGAUCACUGAAAUCCCGCCUGGAGAUGCAGUUCCUCCGCGUGGGUGGCCGCAUGGCGGCCCUGCGCCAGCGAUUGACCGACCGCAUCCAGCUGCCGGAGCGCUUCAAGGGCACGCUGGUGGAGAAGUGGGUGAAGUACUGGAACGGCCUGGUGCGCGACUACUCGGAGGUGGCGGUGGGCGUGGUGCGGGAGUCGUACACGAAGCCCAAGAAGGCGCUGCUCUACGGCACCGGCAUGCUCUUCCUCUACCACGCCGGCCUCAAUAAUCCCGACGAGGAGGCCUUCAUGACCCUGCUGCGCGGAGCCACCAAUCGGAUGAUCACGGUGCCGCCGGAACUGCAGAAUCCCGUGUCCGCCGACUACCUGCUCACCCUGGAGAGGGCCAUCAACCAGAAGAAGCUGCGCCUCCUCUCGCUGGGCAUCUGCACGGUGCUCUGGGUGGACAUCUACGACGAGGACGACUGCACCUAUCCGGCCAUCUGCGAGUACACGACGGUGGGUCUGCUCAACUUCCACGAGCGGAUCAUCGACGUGGGCUUCUGGAAUCAGUACUGGCGUCUCAAGUGGAAGAUGCGCAACUACGAUGUCAACUACCUGUGAUCGCCGCCCUUUCUCCCUAUUAACUUGUUGAAAUCCCUCGAGGAAAUACCAAUAUAUGUAUGUUUUUAGUACAG